CUUUGUCAUACCGAGACGUCAAAGAACAGAAAAUUUCUGGUCGUUAUGCGUUUCGCAUCAAUUCUGUGAUUUCACAUAAUUUUGCUUUAUUUCAAAGAAUUACCAUAGGUAGGCUAAAGACACACUCGAGAUAAUCGAUUCUAUCGGGGUCGACCGCUAGCUCGUGUUAGGAUUCGGAUCGUUCACCGUUGCGAUAGCUAAAAAUGUCGGGGUCAAGUAUCACACGCAACGAGGUCGUACAGUUUGUGCUGCGAAUUUCGUUGGUUUCCGUCGUCACUUACUAUUCGGCCAAAUGGCUCAUGAAAAAUUUAGACCCAACCAACAAAAGCAAAAAGAAGGCUAUCGAGAGGGCGGAGGAAAUUCUGAAAAUACUGGGUCCCAAUAUGAAAAAGUCGGCACUGAGCAAUCUUAACGAUUACGAGUUGGUGAUAGCAUCGCACUUGGUGGUUCCGGAGAACAUCAGUGUCAGUUGGAAUAGCAUUGCCGGAUUGGAUCACGUUUGUCAGGAGAUUAAGGAGAGUAUAGUGUUCCCCGUAUGUAAUCGAGAUAUGUUCCCGGCCUCAUCGCUUUAUCAAGCACCUAAAGGGGUACUGCUGUAUGGACCGCCAGGAUGCGGCAAAACUUUGAUCGCUAAAGCUACUGCUAAGGAGGCCGCAAUGCGUUUCAUUAAUUUGGACGUAGCGAUGUUGACCGACAAAUGGUACGGGGAGUCACAAAAAUUAGCAUCUGCUGUUUUCUCGCUGGCAGUUAAAAUCCAACCAUGUGUUAUCUUCAUCGAUGAAAUCGAUUCAUUUCUGCGAGCCCGGAACUCUUCCGAUCACGAAGCAACUGCCAUGAUGAAGACGCAGUUUAUGAUGCUGUGGGAUGGAUUAAAUACUGAAUCCGAUUCGACAGUUAUAGUUAUGGGUGCUACCAAUCGUCCACAAGAUUUGGAUAAAGCGAUUCUGCGACGAAUGCCAGCACAGUUCCACAUCGGACUGCCGAACGAAGAACAGCGGUUGAAAAUCUUGCAGUUGAUACUAGCUCAGGAAAAAAUAUCCGAUGAUGUUGAACUCCCGAGCUUGGCACGGAUGACGAACAAUUUCUCCGGAUCCGAUCUGAGGGAAAUGUGUCGAAAUGCGUCGGUUUAUCGUAUUCGCAAGGUUUUGCGAGAGAAAUGUAGGGAAAUGGCAGCGAUACCAAACGGAACGGCAAACGGAGCCUGCACUACGGGUGCCGGAACACCUAUGCUGGAUGAAGUUCCUGCAAUUACGUUGGAUGAUUUGAUCGAAUCGUUUCGCAAUAUGAAGCACUCCAAAUACAAUUCGGGACACAUUAACGAUGCUCGCAUCGAUUUAGAUUGAAUAAAUAUAUUUCUACGCGCUUUUAAUAGCUUUUAAAGAUAUCGGAGACGAGACGCUUAUUUAGGAAUGUUAAAUUUCCGAAUGUUAUGUUCCAGAGCAGUGAGAUUUUGAUUGUAUCGUUCCCCUCAAGAUAGGCAGCAAAUAUUUAUUAUUGCCUCGAAUUAUUUUCCGGCACAAGUUUCAGUUUUGGCGGAGUGAAAUGAAAACCCUUCUAAAACUAAUAGCUUAUGGUAGCAAUUAGUUUAGAUUUAGAUGUGGAGUCGAAGUUAAUAAGAUGUUAUGUAUACAUAAAACAAAUCAGAUAGUUCUUAUAUCACAAAUUAAUAUGGGGUGGAUUGCAUUCUGCGCAUAGGUAGAAAUGCAUCUGUUAAUGAGAAAAUAAUGGAUUACUAAAUUAUAUAAUUUAAUCGUAUUGUACCCGUGUAAGAACUUACAAAAUAAAAAAUUGAUUCCCUGCUGGAUCAAUUAAGUAAAUUGAA
Molecule: messenger RNA, 1822 nt
Organism: Toxorhynchites rutilus septentrionalis
Lineage: Eukaryota; Metazoa; Arthropoda; Insecta; Diptera; Culicidae
Product: outer mitochondrial transmembrane helix translocase-like
Exons: 3
Coding region: 204-1343 (379 amino acids)
Cellular component (GO): mitochondrial outer membrane
Molecular function (GO): ATP binding; ATP hydrolysis activity
Source: RefSeq, a predicted model, not a curated record